AUGGAAGACCAAUUUCAGAUGUUGUUUGAGAAAAUGAGAAUUGAAAUGAAGGAACAGAAUACAAGAUUGGAAGAAUCAUUAACAGACAAAAUAAUAAAUAGAAUGGAUGAGAAGUUAAAACCUAUCUUAACAGAAAAUGAAAACCUAAAAUUAAAAAGGAGGAACGUUCUAUUACCGAGUUACUGCAGAAUUUCCAAAAGGCAAUGCCUGGCGGAUUUAAAUAUAACACUCAAAAACACAGAGGUAAAUAAAAUAUACCGUAUCGGAAAACCCAGAAAACAGGAAGGAAAACCAAGGCCGAUUUUAAUAUCCUUCGUUAAUAGUUGGAAGAAGCACGAAAUCCUUAAAAAUAAGAGAAAAUUCAAGAAAUUGCAUAUUUCUGAAGACUUUUCCAAAGAAGUCUUAGAAAAAAGGAAAUUAUUGAAACCAAAAUUGAUAGAAGAACUAAAGAAAGGCAAGAUUGCAUAUUUAAAAAAUGAUCAACUUAUAGUCAAGGAAAACUGUUCUAACACUGACAAAAGGAAGAGAGAAUUAUCAGCUUCUCCACAAACUGAACAAACGGCUCAACCAAAAAAGCAACAGGCACUACUAUCCUCUAAAACUAAUCGAACAAAUGCUUUUGACAUGAUGAGGGCCAGAUCGAGCUCCCUUUCUACUUCCUCCUGA
Molecule: messenger RNA, 666 nt
Organism: Pieris macdunnoughi
Lineage: Eukaryota; Metazoa; Arthropoda; Insecta; Lepidoptera; Pieridae
Source: the annotation of a GenBank genome assembly